Messenger RNA from Cylas formicarius (sweet potato weevil), 2466 nucleotides. RefSeq names its product NAD kinase 2, mitochondrial (gene Nadk2). The transcript has 6 exons. Gene Ontology annotation, biological process: NAD+ metabolic process; NADP+ biosynthetic process. Gene Ontology annotation, molecular function: NAD+ kinase activity. Bases 241 to 1458 code for a protein of 405 amino acids. The record is from RefSeq and is a predicted model, not a curated record. Lineage: Eukaryota; Metazoa; Arthropoda; Insecta; Coleoptera; Brentidae. Gene Ontology annotation, cellular component: mitochondrion.
GCUAGGAAAUGGUUUUCUUUAAGGUUUUUCAAAUGGCAGCAGCCAUCCGAAACUUCAUCGGAACUUUAAAAAUGUGAUUUAAAAAACAUUGAAAAUGAUGACAGCAAGGCACGAGUUGGUAAGGCAAUGUGGUUAACAAACAAAAUAUUUACGAAAUAUCUGAUAAAAACGAUCAAAUUCCAAAUAUAGUGUUAUACCAUAACCUAACCAUUUUAAAAUUUCUUUAAAUCACGAACAUAAAUGCUUUUUAAAGAAUUACUUGUGCCCAUGUUUCAUCCCAGGAUCAUAGUCAAGGCUAUAAGUACAGUUCUGUCAAAUGGUUCACACAAAAGUAUAUCAACUAAUUCGAUUAGAACAGAUCGAAUUUUGGUGGUUGCCAAACUUUCAAGAUAUGAAUAUGAAAAAAGAAAAUAUAAAAACUUAACAAAUAAUGAUCUGUUAAAAUUUCUAAAAAUUCGGGGUACAGAUCUAGAAAAUUUAAUACAUCACCAUGACUUACAGAAACAUUUUGAAGAAAAUGUGAUUAAUACCUUAAAGAAUAUGGGAAUAGAAGUUGAAAUAGUGAAUCGCCACAAUUUUAGAGAAGAAAAUGUUGAAAAUGCAGAUAUUGUUAUGCCUUGUGGUGGCGACGGCACAUUUUUACUUGCUGCAAGUAUGGUUCACGGAAAUAGGAAGCCAGUGAUUGGGUUUAACUCUAAUCCAGCAAGAUCAGAGGGUUACCUGUGCCUGCCUAAAAAGUAUUCCACAAAUAUUAGAGAAGCAGUGGAAAGAAUACAAACAGGCAAAUAUAAAUGGUUAAUGAGAAAUAGAAUAAGGAUAACUUUAAUGAUCAGUGAAAAAGAAAAUUUUAUUCCCAGCUACUUACAUGAUCUUGAUGGAGAUCCACUACCCAGAAAAAUGGUGCAAAAUUCACAAGCUGAAAAAAUAUUGCCAUACCUUGCUUUAAACGAAGUUUUUAUUGGUGAAACAUUAUCUGCAAGAGUAUCUCACUUACAAAUGAGAUUGAAUGGAUCAACCGAAAGUACAAAUGUCAAAUGUUCAGGAAUAUGUAUUAGCACAGGAACUGGAUCAACAUCUUGGCAUUUAAGUAUUAACAGAAUGCCUGUCCAGAAUGUUGCAGAGUUACUGAGACUGCUCGACCUAGACCCAACAAAGGGCAAAGAUGGUUUAGCCAAUGUAUUGUCUGAUAUUUACAACAAAAAUCUUAUAUUUGCACCAGAGAGUGGAUUGGUAUUGGUAUUGGUAUUAAAGGGGGGCGCCCUCGCGGGCGUCCAAGCACUUAGGCCACCAGAUGGGCCCGUUGUGCCCCCAGGCCGCUCUAGAGGGCGUCCAGAAUGCCGCCCCUCCUGUAGAAGUUCAGCAACUCCUUUAGCCCAAUACCGUGCACUGAGUCCGGAUCGAUCAGGGCCGUUCCGAAGACUCCCAAUCUUGCCCAUGUCAAGGCAGGGCACUCGGUGAGCAGAUGAUACGGGGUCUCCUCCUCUUCCAUGCACCACCUACACUCCGGGUCGUCUCCAAUGCCUAGCAAGCAAAGAUGCCUCCUAAGCCUGCAAUGUCCUGUGUAGGCCCCUGUUAGUGCUCUACACUCCCUUCUGGUCAGUCUAAGCAGCUCCCUGGUCCGAGGAAGGGCGGGCCCAUCCAUCAUAAGCCUCGCCUGCCUCAUUGCCGGAGCAACUCUCCAGCCCCCCGCGGCCCGGUCUCUCGCCCAGGCUUCGAGAGUGGAUUGGAUAAAACGGAACCAUCUACUGGCCAGCGAAGAGUCCAGAGUUCACCCCGAUGGACUAUUUUGGUGGAGCACAUCGAAAGAUAUUGUUACAAAGAUAAACCGUCAACAGUUUUGGAAGUGCAGCAACGAGUUCGCGAGGCAAUACGCUAUCUCAAUGAAACAAAUUAAAUCUCAUUUAGAAAUAGCAUAUACUUCUUGUAUUCUUUAAAACAGCGGACAUAUUGAAAAACUAAUUUAAUUAAUUUUACUUGUAAGUAAUAAUUAGUAGUUAGUGUUAAUUUUUUACAAUCAUUUCACGUAGAUAUUUAAACCUAGAAAUAAGUAACUUGCGAAAUUUGGCAACAAUGUGCAAAGAUUAAUGUUCUGUUUUUAAUAUGACUUCUUACCAAUGCUCUAAAACGAUUGUGAACAAGGUGAUCAAGAGAUAAGUCCCAGUUUCAUAUCCGUACUAUGCUACGCAGAAAAGUAUUUUGCAAAACGUGGCAACACCGCUGCCUAAAGAAAAGCAUUAUUUUCGUCAAAAUAACAGGUGGCAAAAAGUGUAAAAAGUUAAUAGCGACCCAACAAUGAUGAUUUAAACAUAACCUGAAUUCUGAAGAUGAUCGCUAAUAAUUUCGAAACGGUGCAUCACAGACCCAUUCUCAUAUAUAUCAUUGAACUGGUCUUUGAAAGGACUAUCCAAAAAUGCAAUAAAAUGUUCUAUUUAAAAAAAUGUAACUUUCUUUGACCAUAAAAAAGUA